CUUAUUCUUUUUUAUAUCUCAGAGAUUGCCAGUUGUGAAGCGGAAAUCAGCUUGUUUGCCGAACGUUAUGAUCCAGAUACGAGAAAGUGGCUUUUCAAAGAUUUCAACAAAUGGUUCGAGGACCCUGGAGACUCUAGAGCGUAUUUUAUGCUUGGAGAUGCAGGAGUCGGCAAGAGUGUCUUGGCUGCUGUCUUAGCUCACCAAAAGAGAAACGCUGGAAACUUAGCAGCGGCCUAUUUCUGCCGCCACAACGAUGCCACAAGAAACAAUCCCAGGUAUCUACUGGGGACUAUCGCAUGUCAACUUUGCAAAUGUAAUGAGCAGUACACUAGUCUUGUGGGAGGGGAGGUUGGCAUUAGAAAUUCCUUAGGUAAUUCUGCUCUAGGUGUUCAGGAAUUGUUUACCAAAUUAUUACAAGAGCCACUGGCUCAAUGCGCUCCUGCUUACCCGAGAAAGUUAGUCAUUAUUGACGCUCUCGAUGAAACAGAAUAUGAGUCCAGGGAAGAUUUUCUCGAUCUUAUAAUGCGCCGUUUUCUCAUGCUUCCACAAUGGCUUGUGUUUUUUAUUACCAGUCGCCCUGAGGACUGUGUUCAAUUCAGAUUGAAAAAGUACAAAUCCUGUAUUAAAAUUUGCGCUGGGAACAGAGAAAACGUUAAGUUCUAUCAACAGCACGAACAGGACAUAAAACUAUAUUUGGAGAAAAGCGUUGAUUUCUCCCGUUUGCCGAUUUCUGUGGAUGACAUAGCAAAGAAGUGCGAUGGGUUGUUUUUGUACGCCUUCUACAUUGUGAGGGCUCUCAGCAAUCAAUUGCAUUCCGGGGUAUCUAGUCAGCUCGACGAUCUUUUCCCUGGAGACAUCGAAGAUUUUUUUAUGCAGAAUUUCAGGAGAGUUUUUCUCAAGGUAGGAGCGGACUUGUACAAGAAAUUGUUUGGAUGUGUUGUAGUCGCUCCAUCUCCACUACCUGUCUCCUUUAUUUCAUUAAUUCUGCAAAGAGAGAAUUCAAAUCUUGAUGAGCAGGAAGUAAUUGAUGCCCUCUCGACGUUUCUGUUGUUUCGCACUCCUGAUCAGUCAUUCACGUUUCUUCACAAUUUGAUCCCAGCGUGGCUAACUAACUGGGAAAAAGCCUCUCGAAAAUUGUUCAUCGAUAGGAUCAAAGCAGGUGAGUAUUUCAGAGACGUUAUAACUACAUGUCUCUCCGAAUUUCUGGACGAGCAAUCGGAAGGCAGCUUUUCCAUUGACAACCGUGUACUUGAUUACGUUUUGCGCGUGGGGGUUCGCUUUUUGCGUGGUUUCUCUGACAAAGUUUCACUAGAAACAAUCUCCAGAUGCUUGACUAGUUUUAAAUUUAUUCAAGCGAGAAUAAAAUGUAGACGUAAUGAGAUUUAUCUUCUUAUUAACGAUUUUAAGAGGGAGGCCGAAAACAAGACUUCUCGUAACAGUAAGAAACAAGUUAUCCAAGAAAUAUACGCUGUUGUUGAAAAGAAUGUCAACGUUCUUUCGGAAUGUCCUGAGCUUCUCCAUUCUUGCUUGCGGAUGACCUCCAAAGCUGUCCAGGAUGCUGUUAUUCCUUAUGGGGUCUCAACUUGUUGGAUGGAGUACAGUUGGGCUAGGAAUGCUCCCUGUGAAAUCCCCUUUGGUAUAAGCUACUUUGCUUUGUCUCCGGAUAAGAAAUGGCUUGCUGGAGGAACAGGCCAAUCUAUAUUCUUGUUUGAUGCGAGUACGCUUGAAAGAAUUCAAGGCCCCAUCAAGGUCGUAGAAUCAGGAGAUGAUAUUCACCAUGUGGAAUUUUCAUCAGACAGUAAGUUGUUAUGUUUUGGAAGGCUGGAUAAAUGGUUUUCUCUGGAUGAAGGAUGUUUGAAAGAUUUACCUCAGUUUGCUGGUAAAAAUAGGCUGUUCAAGUGGGGGUCGCUCGCCUUAUGUGGUCGCUAUAUUGUGGUAAAAGGUGAUGAUGUUUGGAAUGGAUGUCAUACCCUUUCUUGCUUGAAAGAAAUUUUUUGUUUGUGGGCAAGGCACGAGCUCAAACAGAUCAAGAGUGUUGAGAUUUAUUGUACGCUUAGAAAAAUUAAAAGUGUGUUUCAUAAUUUUAUUUUUUGUGACAAAGAUCCUUGGUUUGGGAUUAAGGAAUACGAGAAUAGACAGUUAAAAUAUGAGCUUUGUAAUUUUUUAUGGGAGGAAAAGGAUGAUAAACAAAUGGAGCUUCUUCAAACUUUGUUUUCAAGGAAAGAAAAUGCUGCUUCGCUCUGCGCACGAUGUUCUGCGUCGAUGCAGGAGCUCCAAGUAUCCUCAUUUUCGCGUGUCCGUCAGCAUAUCACUCACCUUUACUCUGACAUAUUCAGGUAUCAGGUCUGGAAUUUGGAGAGUGGAAAAUCUGUGUUGGAAGAAGCAUUUUCUUCGGGUACCCAGCCUAACCCAUUAUUCCUCGUCUAUCACUUAGCCCUUUGCAGUAAGUUCAUUAAAAUAUUCUACCGUGCUAUAGAUGAAGUUGAGUCACUUUGUGAUGUUGCUGUAGCAAAUGCCAUGUAUUACAUUUAUGAAUCUUUGUCCGGAAGUAGAGCUGUUGGGCCUUACUCUGAUCGGCACUUUUUCAACCUCAGUAAGUCAGUGCUUUUGAGCCCUUACUUUCUCACACCACCCAAAAUGAGUUUAGAACGUGAAACCUCGACAAAAGCAAGGAUAUCACUGGAUCAAAACUGGAUCGCCAUCGGGAGUUAUCACCAUCUGGAGGUAUUAGUGUGCGCAAAAAUUCUCCAAAGUGAGAAUUUUGAUCAUGAAAACCCGCGUCAUGUUAUUAAAGAUGUGGAAGCCUUUGCCUUUACUGAUGACUGCAGCGUUUUUCUUUAUCUCUCCACUGACAAGUUACUGUGCGCUCUGUCUCUCCAAACUGGUACCACCCUUUUAAGUGUCUCGGGAUGUACUCCAUUGUAUCUUAGGCCUGAAGGACUAGUUGGGUAUUGUUUUCGCACUGGAGACGAAGAAAGAAACAUCUUCGUGAAGGAUUUUCCUAGAGGUUUCAUUGAGUGUGUAUGGACUAAAUUAAUUUACUUUCGUUGGUCAGAGAUAGCGUUCUCCUCCACUGAUACCAUGAAAUCCAUCGGUUUUGGUCCAACACUUUAUUUCUGGAAAAUUGCAAACGUGGAUUUGCCCUCGGUCGAGUAUAUUUCCAAAUCUCGCUUAAUGGUUGGAGAAUCUCGUUUCGGAGAAUUCGAACCCUUCAAGAACUGCGUAUUUUCCUGUAGCGGAGAUCUGUUAGCCACUCAAGAAAGUUCAAGGAUACUACUGUUCAAACAGGAGAGAUUUGUUUGCACUGUCUUUGAAGAAAGGGAUUGUAAUAUUUCUUGCAUGAUAUUUUCUCCAAACAGCGCUUUAUUUCUUUUUUGUAUCGAAAAGAACAAAAAUACUCGGAAAUUCUUCGUGUGGGAUGUCCAAGAGAGGGCUGUGUCAGCAUCUUGUGACUCCUUUUAUCUACCCCCCGUAGAAUGCUGUUGUUUUUCAUCCGACAACUCGAAAGUAUUCAUUUGCGGUCAGCGAAGCAUUCAAAUUUGGGAGCACACUGGGAAUUCCUGUCGUCUUCUGAAAAUGCUGGAACCUAGUGGGAUUUGCAGAGAGUCGGACAAGUUCACUCACUGUACAGUUUCGUCAAACGACAAACUGCUAGCGUGUUGUUUAGGAGACAAAAUUCUCCUCUACUCUGAAGCUGAACAAGCGUCUGUUUUGCAAAUACCACACUGUCAUCUUGGUAGGGUUGAUUUUUGCCAGUUUUUGAAGGGAACUCGUUACCUGAUGUCAUAUGGGGUGGAUGGUGUUGUGUUGUUGCGGGAUUUGAACGACAGGCAAACUGUUGCAUACGCUAGGAUCACACAAGGGAUGGAGAGCAUUGUAAGGGUUGCCGUAUCUCCUGAGGAGGACAAAGUUGUUUGCUUAACAUCUGAUUAUCGCUUAAACGUAAUUAAACUCUGCGGAUUAAAGUGUGAUAACCUAUCCGAAUUACCGUUG
Messenger RNA from Pocillopora meandrina, 3993 nucleotides. Lineage: Eukaryota; Metazoa; Cnidaria; Anthozoa; Scleractinia; Pocilloporidae. The record is from the annotation of a GenBank genome assembly.